UUUUCUAUUUCUGCAUUUUCAAAGCAGUGCUUAUAAAAUUUGGGUCUUCUUCGUUACUUACGUCUAUUUCAAUCUAGUUGCGUCACUUGAAAAUGCUCAAUUCUCCUACUAAAAGAUUACCGACGCAAAGUGAAGAUACGCACGGAAUUUCAAAGACAGUAUUUACUCACGUAUCUCGUCUACAUGGGCUUCUAAAUGACUGGAUCAGAGUGCGCGACAAGGGAACCAAGUUGUGUAAAGCGGUGAUCGCACUUAAACUACACGAGUGCACCAAUGAUUACUAUCCUCACCAGUUACAACCGCUUACUGAUAGUCUGAUGGAAGUUUUGGAAAGUCUAAACGAUAUAAUCGAAGGGGUAGCUGUCAUAAAUAAGCAAUUGCAAGCUUUAGCUAAGCUACAGCAGGUGGCACAACCUGUCAUAUUGACUUGGACCGCAAAGGAUAUUUCAGAAAAUGUGAUUGAAGUAUUUACCACCCUGCAGCAAGAAUACAGGCUUAAAUCUGUUGUCACAGAAAACAUAGCACAUUGCAGAGAUGAAAAACUAUUAGACAUGUAUGCCACAGCAUGGGAAUUUGACACUUAUUUUCGUGUGGACUCUACCGCCUACUUAUUUUCUGAAGGCUGUCUCGUCACACAUACGUGGGCUGAGGCUAAACAUCGCCUCUAG
Messenger RNA from Cydia amplana, 668 nucleotides. RefSeq lists its product as uncharacterized. The record is from RefSeq and is a predicted model, not a curated record. Lineage: Eukaryota; Metazoa; Arthropoda; Insecta; Lepidoptera; Tortricidae. Bases 93 to 668 code for a protein of 191 amino acids. The transcript has 5 exons.